AUGUCUUGGAAUCCUUACGAGUCCAUCCAGAACGUUUAUUACAAUUUCUACGUGAUACUGCCUUCUAUUAUUUCCUCUAUGGCGAUGGACCAACAUCAAGAAUACACGUCAUACAAGAACAUCCUGGAAAUUCGGAAGAACGAUGUCUCGCCCUUCAACUUCAGCGGAGCAGACGACAUCCUGCGCGAGUUCGAGACCAACCUGUAUUCGUCCCUCAACUACCGCUCACUGAUUCUGCUGUCGCUCUACGCCCCGGUGUUCGUCGUGGCGUUGCUAGGCAACAUACUUAUCAUCUGCGCCGUGGCAGGGGAGAAGACUCUGAGGAAAGCAAGAAACUACUUCUUAAUCAACCUAGCAGCCUGUGACCUCUGCGUGACCUUGGUUUGCAUGCCCAUAGCUGUGGGAACCAUCACUUAUAAGCUGUGGAUCUAUGGCGAUUUUCUAUGCAAGACGACUUCGUUCUUGCAAGGUAUUGCCGUGUCCACUGGAAUCUUUACUCUGACAGCCAUGAGCAUCGACCGAUUUCUUGCCAUCCAGCGUCCGGUGACGAAUCACAAAAUCACGACACCCGGCCAAGCGCUCGUAAUCAUCAUUGUCACGUGGGUCGUGUCCGCCAUCUUCAUGGGGCCUUUCUUCUACAUCAAGAAACUGGACACCUUGCAGUUCACGUCGCUCCAGCCCGUGGACUUCUGCAUCGAGGACUGGCCGCGCGACUACGACCGAAAGGCGUUCGGUGUAUUCCUACUCUUUGCGAACUACAUCAUACCUGCCAUUACGCUGACGGCGUGCUACGCGCACAUCGGCAAAAAGCUGUGGUCAAACGACAUCUACCGACAGUCGUCCGACAGCAGUACGACGCGCUUGUGCUCCCGGAAGAAGGCAGCGCGCAUGCUCAUCAUUCUGGUGAUCAUAUUCAUGGUGUGUUGGCUUCCCUACCAGAUUACCUCCCUUUGUAUUGACCUUGAAGAAGACAGCGAGCCCGUGGCUCUGCUUCCGUUCGCCAUUUGGUUGGGACAUGCGCACAGUGCCAUAAAUCCCGUGAUGCUGUGGGUCCUGAACCGGCAGUUUCGUCAGAAAAUCAGGGCGAUGCUUCGAAAACUGCGCAGACGGAAUGACUACUUUGACCACCCUGACCCUCGCUAUGUGUGAGGAUUAUACAUUGAUUUUCCCAGCAUUCACACUGAGACAUGAUUAAGGCUUAGAGACUCAAGAAUAUUAGGUUUCA
Messenger RNA from Gigantopelta aegis, 1225 nucleotides. RefSeq names its product QRFP-like peptide receptor. Bases 1 to 1149 code for a protein of 382 amino acids. The transcript has 3 exons. Gene Ontology annotation, molecular function: G protein-coupled receptor activity. Gene Ontology annotation, cellular component: membrane. Lineage: Eukaryota; Metazoa; Mollusca; Gastropoda; Neomphalida; Peltospiridae. The record is from RefSeq and is a predicted model, not a curated record. Gene Ontology annotation, biological process: G protein-coupled receptor signaling pathway.